Messenger RNA from Aspergillus steynii IBT 23096, 495 nucleotides. RefSeq lists its product as uncharacterized. Bases 150 to 398 code for a protein of 82 amino acids. The transcript has a single exon. The record is from RefSeq and is a predicted model, not a curated record. NCBI's taxonomy places the organism in Eukaryota, Fungi, Ascomycota, Eurotiomycetes, Eurotiales, Aspergillaceae.
AAUGGUUGACUCUCUCCACUUCCGUCCCCGGCUUCUUGGUCACAGAAUUUGGUCGGUCUUGGAGACUUGGGCGGUACGACGGUGGAAUGCGGAUGGAAUGGGAAAACUUCCUUUCACCCUUCAGCCAACCAUGAGGCUUUCCAUCGGGGAUGACUAUGCUUUCCCCAGAUGAUGCCGAUGUUGGGAUUUCGUUGCUUGUUCCCCGCCCACUAGUCCAUUUGUGUUUUUUUUUUUUUUCCUUUUGCUUUUUUUCCCCCAGUGCUUCAGUGUUCUCCUUUCUCGUCGCCUACUUUCCCGGAGGAUAUCAAUGUGAAUAUCAGUAUCUUCCAAAUACCGUCGUGGAAGACAUUCCGAUGGAGAUGCGGCGCAGUCCGGAGUGGAUUCGUGCAAAUCGUUGAAGACUCUUUUGACACUAAUCCACCGUCGCUCCACCAGCGCCGGGAGAAAGAGAAUAAAAAAUAUAAUAAAAAAUGAUAAAUUAAAAUCACCAGAGAA